AUGUCCGCGCAUGUUCCGGAUCGCUCGGGAUCGAGACGUGCGCUUAGCCUGGAGGCCCCCGUCAACUGUAGGUGUAUCGACAAGGGCGCCUUGGACAAGCCCAUCCUGCUUCCCCACAAGUUCCACGAUGAACUGGAGAGGGUUUGCGAGGAGACCCAGAACCACAGCCUGCGAAAGUCGGAGUUUGGUAUCCUGAUGAAGAGCCUGCAGGAGGCUGUCAUCCUGGCUCCUCGGAUCGCAUUCUCGCUGCGCCCUGGAGUGGGUGAAUGGUACUUCCUGAGGGUCAACGUUGAGACCAUGUCGGUGGAGGUCAGUAGAGACAAGGGCCGGGAGAUGACGGCCAGCCACUACCUGGCUUUCAAGGAGAAACUGGUGCCUCUUGAGCUGCGCGAUGAGACCAUGACCAUCGAGGGCUAUGACCCCUUCGUGCUGGAGGUGGACAUGAAGCCCUUCUCCUCCCACGUACCGAAAAUCACGCUGCAGAGCCACAUCGGGCAGGGCGUGUCCUUCCUGAACAAGAACCUGUCGGCCAAGAUGUUCUCGCCCAACCAGAACGCGGAGGGUAGCCAGCUGCUCCUUGGCUUCCUGCGCAGCUUCAAGCACGGCGGGGAGAGCCUGCUGCUCAGCCACCGCGUGAACUCGGUGCAGAAGCUGCGCAGCGCGCUCAUCCGCGCCGACCGCGCGCUGAACCGCUUCGAGGAUGACGAGGCGCUGGAGUCGGCGGUGGACCUGGAGGAGAUGGGCUUCCUGCCCGGUUGGGGCAACACCGUGGGGCGAGUGCGCGAGACCUUCCAGCUGCUGCUGGACAUCAUCCAGGCCCCGGACGCCGAGUCGCUGGAGCGCUUCCUGGCCCGCCUGCCCAUCAUGUUCAAGGUGGUCAUCCUCUCCCCGCACGGCUACUUUGGCCAGCAGGGCGUGCUGGGCAUGCCCGACACGGGUGGGCAGGUGGUGUACAUCCUGGACCAGGUCAAAGCUCUGGAGGCGGAGAUGGGCAAGCGCCUGGCACUCGCGGGGCUGGAGAAUGCACACCCCGACAUUGUCAUCCUGACCCGCCUCAUCCCAGACUCGCACGGGACGAGCUGCAACGAGCGCCUGGAGCCUGUCGCGGGGACCCAGUACUGCCGCAUCCUGCGUGUGCCGUUCAGGGAUGCCCAGGGUCGCGUCUUGGACCACUGGAUCUCACGCUUCGACGUCUGGCCCUACCUGGAGCGCUUCACCAUUGAGAGCAGCAAGGAGAUCCUGGCGGAGCUGGGAGGGAAGCCAGACCUGCUCAUAGGAAACUACAGGCAAGGAUGUGGGAGGCCGCAUGGUCGAUUCCAUGAGCGGCCAGCGUAA
Auxenochlorella protothecoides is the source of this 1335-nucleotide messenger RNA. Its product is annotated as Sucrose synthase 2. Gene Ontology annotation, biological process: sucrose metabolic process. Lineage: Eukaryota; Viridiplantae; Chlorophyta; Trebouxiophyceae; Chlorellales; Chlorellaceae. Gene Ontology annotation, molecular function: sucrose synthase activity. The coding region runs from base 1 to 1335 and encodes 444 amino acids. The transcript has 7 exons. The record is from RefSeq and is a predicted model, not a curated record.